AUGUAUAUAGACAAAUGUAUCGGUUGCAUGCCUACGCGAGGCUCGGACUGUAGAUCCCCUUUGCCUUUCCCUUAAUCCUGGCAUGAAUAUGUCUCGUUACGUUACCAACUACCACUACAUUAGUUACAUCCUGUACCGUUGUAUUAAAACAUGCGCAAUGUUUUCAGGCGAUAAUUAAAAAGACAAAGGUGACUGUACGUAUAGGAAAAGUUAAUAUCACUUUACAAUUAAGAUAAGCUGAGAAAAAUAACGUAUACGUCUUUAAGAUGUUUUUUAACAUGCGUUCUGUUCGGGCACAGAGGAGUGUUUUUAAUUUAUUCGGGCAUAGUAGUAGGUUGACUUACCUAAUUUUUCGACUGAAUAAUUAACAAUCGACGCGUGUGCUAACUGUGUAUCGAAAUAUUAUUGUAAAAUUUGCUACUUACAUAAACAGCUUGUUUGAAAAAAUUUUUUUUAAUCCAUAUUCUAAAUUAUUCUUUUAAAACAAUUUGAAUAAAAUACGCUAGUAUGAAAAGUGUUUGCGAAAUAUUAUCUUUGAUAUUAUAGAUUGAAGAUCCGAUUUAACAAAUUCUAAAUAACAGAUAGCAGUGCUUUGACUGUGCUGCCAGAUUCCCCCUCCACGAGCUAGGCCGCGCAUCAGCCGGUGACGCCGGUGUCGGCCGGAACGCCGGGUACGAUUAGUCCGGCCAAAUUCUAGCAGCACUGCCUUCCAGUUUAGGCUGUCUAGGAACGCGGGCAUAAUUAGUCGCACGGGAGAAUCAGUGCGCUUAAACUUCAUUUGAGUCCGUUUUUGUUUUUGUGCCCCCUAAGCACCGUAAGUUGUACAUUGUUCCCCGAUAUAUCGACUCUGGCAUUUGUGUUGUAUCGGUCUGAGUCCGAAGGCACUGGCUGCUUCGAUCCGGUGGGGGGCCCGACUAUCAGGCCUCGCGCGGGAUUAAAAAUUUUUCUUCUAGGUUAGAAGACGUGUUUCACACUCCAUGCCCCAAACGGAACUGCAAACAGUACGCGCUAGAAGAUUACUGCGAAGUGAAACAUGCAAUCUUCGUUGGCGGAUCAGACGAUUGACUGCAUGGGAAGAUGCGUGGAUAAUUUGACCAUGGAAGAAAGAAAUCUAAUCACCGACAAUAUACAUAAAACUUUAACUCACCCAAAAGGCAAUGAACUAUUUGCGAGCUACCUGGCAAUGUUUCCGGAUAGUUUGGCUUGUUUGAAUAUGUAUAAUACCUGUACAAAAUACCUCGCUGAAGAGCGGAAUAGACCGAUUGAUAAAAAUUCAUCUGAAGAAUCACUGGAAUCUCUCAUUACCAAAGUGAAAAUGGUGCGGGAGACUGCUGAAGAUAUGAAUGAUCUAGAUUUCUGCCUUAUGAAGCAAUUUAAAGUGGCCUUAGAAACAAGAAGUCAAGAAACAUUGUUCAACGUAUUAGAAGCUACUAAAGAGCAGUGUCAAGAGUGCUUACGAAAAAUGCACGAACGUUUUAGAGAUCAUAUUUUACGGUGUAAGAGUACUGCGACAUGAAGCUAAAAUCUUCAAUACCAUCGUACAUUACGGAGAUCUGUGAUCUGUGCCUAAAUUUAUUUCAUAGCCCGGGGGAGAAAAAGCCAUAUGUCCAAUUUUAUUUAAUUGUAUCAAAUAAUGUCAAAUGUGACAAAAUUUCAUCAGAUUAUAUCCAAAUUUUAAUGCAUCCACUUAUAAGUGUAUCAAAUGGAAAAUACGGCAGAUAAAAUAUAAACAUCUGACCACUAUAUCUGACCACAUCUGAUUUGAUACACUUAUAAAUGGACACAUUAAAAUUUGGAUAUAAUUAAUUAAAUUUUAUCAUAUUUGACUUUUUAUACAAUUAAAUCAAAUUGGAUAUAUGUCUUUUUUCCCUGGAAGAUUUAAUUUAUUUCUGAUUUAAUUUAUUUCUAGGCUAAUAGGGUAAAACUUUACAAACACGGACCCAGCCCCAAUGA
Molecule: messenger RNA, 1953 nt
Organism: Vollenhovia emeryi
Lineage: Eukaryota; Metazoa; Arthropoda; Insecta; Hymenoptera; Formicidae
Exons: 4
Coding region: 1034-1516 (160 amino acids)
Source: RefSeq, a predicted model, not a curated record